CGCUGUCGCCGCGAGCAGCCACAGUGGAUCCAAAGUCGUACGUAUACGUUAUUUUCGAAACCAUCGUCGAACGAGGCGGACGUGUUGCUGGAUGCUGGCGCUCGCGUUGCGGUAUUCCGUUUUUUUCGAAUAAACAAACACACAAAAAAUUGUUAACACAAUUUUGUUGGUUCUAUUGUGCGGAAAUCGAGUGAGAGGGGAAAUAAACAGAAACCGCAAGCAAAAGCAACAACCUGGCGCGUCUUUGUGUGUGCCUGUGUGGAGAGGAAAACGAAAGGGGAGCAGAGUGUAAAUAAUACAAGUGCGUGUGUGUAUGUGAGAGAAAUAUGGAAAUUGAAAAUGCAAUUAAUUGCAAAUUAAUGUCAAGCCAUAGAAAUCGCUCAAUUGUUUAAAAAGUGCAAGAGAAAAGUGUCGUUUUGUUGUUGUUUAUGUCAACGCGGAAGCUAAAAGUCUGUCGUGAAAAGUCUACGUAUAUCUUUAUUUUUGCAACAACAAUAAGCCAUCGAGAAAAGUGCUGAAAUCGUCAAUUUCAAAUCGGAGCUGCCGAGAAGUCUAUACUAUAUAAAAAUAAAAACAAUUUUUGGUAAAAUGGCCACCAAAAUCUCAGAAAAAUAAACAAGGAAAAAAUGAUUGCAAAUUGCUCGAAAUAAAAAUGAGAAACCAAGCUAAAAAAGAACUGCAAUAACUUAAGCUCAAACUGAGAUUUUAAGGCCCAGUCGAACGUGGAAUUGUCUUGACCCACAGAGAGGCGCCUCCGAGUAAAGAGAGACAGGUAUAAACGUCAGUAGAAAGAGACACAAUGCGUAUGGGUAGCAGACUGAGUAUUGGCGGCUUUAUGCUCGCCCUGGCCGUAAUGCUAACGCAGGCACGUUUCAUUGCGAAAAGAGAAACCGCUCAGUUGGAUCAAGCGGUGGCUUCCACUUCCAUUUCCACUGACCCUGACAUUGUUACGCCGGCCAGGGAAAGCGGGAAUGUCGGGGCAGUGGAUGAAACAAAAGCCGAAUUUCUGGGAGAGACCCAGGAAGCUAAGCCUGAGUUGGAAGAUGAAACUGUAACCCUCUCAGAGAGCCUAAAGACUAAGCCUACAGAAGAGGAAAUCUCAGAAGUCAGUAGGUCAUCCGAUGGAGAACUGGAAAAAGAACAACCAAAACCAAAGGAGGAGGAAACUUUGGGCACUCAGUUAGAGAAGGAAACCCAAGGAAGGUCCAAGAAUGAGGAAAUUCUUGCUCAUGCGUUUACAGAAGACUCAACCAUUAUCAACAAGACUCACCUGGAGAAUAAACAAAGUGAAGCUCCAGUCAAAGAAGUUUCAAGCACAAUCUCAGAACCUAAAGAACUAAAGAAGGCGGAAGUCAAUGAAUCUCUUUCCAAGGAAGAACCCCCAAAACAGUCUGAAAUCCUUGCAAAAACUACAGAAACUCCAGCCAGUACCACCACCGAGAAUCUCCUAAUAAAACCUGCAACUCUAGGCAUUUCCAGCACCACCGAGAGAGCUCCAAAUACCACUACUCGAUCCUCCGAGCAUGGUCGAUCCAUGCAGUACUCCUCAACCACUGAAGAGGCGAUCCAAACCCUGGCUGCAGUAACACCCAUGAAAUUAAGGGCCCUGCCCAUGACAUCCACUACCAAAAAAACCAUCUCAACUAGUGCUCCCUCGACAAGCACGCCUUCUACCUUUGCCUCCAACGAAAACGCCAUCGAAGAGUCUACUUCAGAGUCAGAGCCAGGUCUUCGCCAGUUGCCCGAGAAGCGGGCCAAGUUCAUCAGUGAAAACUCCACAAAUGCCCAGCAAUUGACGCUGCCCAAUACCGCAGAGGUUUGGAGUCUGGCGGGGAUGAAGGCUGUGCCAAAGGCGGCUCCUCUUCCGCUGAUAACAAGCACGACUGUAUUGCCACUCCUGAAUCACACAGAUUUGGCCAAUGACAUAGAAGGACCCAUGCAGCAGAACCGAACGCAGCAGCAGGAGCAGCCCCAAGUGAAGGAGAAGAACCUACUGGACUGGCAGCAGAUUGCAAUGAUGGAGAAUCGAACCGAGUUUGUGGUCAGAACUACCUUAGAAGCAACUGAGGGAGCAACGCAAGCCACCACUGAACCCUUGGAGGAGGAGAGUCAUCCAAAGAGUGAAAUGACUCAAGGAUUAGGAGAAACCACCCCUGCGGCAGGUGAAGAAAGUUCCUUUGAUGAGAAACCAGCCACGACCACUGCUCGAACGGAGUUACUAGAUGUUCCAAUGGUCAAAAAGAUGUCCGAUGCCGCCAACGCCGAGCUAAAAGAGGCGAUAAUAGAGUCAAUAACAGAGGCUCAAAAUGAGACAAAAGCCACAACAGAGGCUUUAGUAGACAUUCCCCUAACAGAGCCACCCCCAACAGCAGCUGUUACAGCGAGGGUGGCUUUAACAAAAACAGCUGUAUCAGGUGAAAUGUUACCUUUAGUUAAUGCCACAACUGGGGAGCUAGAAUCCGAGCAACAUAAUUCAACUGAAAUUGAUUCAGAGGCAGCAGCAGCAGCAGCAGUUUCUGAAGCCGUGACAUUAGCAACAAUUGAAAAAACAACAACUCCCAAGGCAGUCCUAGAAGUCUUAGCAACCACAGAGGCAACACCAACUUUUGCAGCCACAGAAGCAACAACAACUCCGAAGGCAAUAUCAGUUGUAAUUUCUUCUGUUAGUUCAGAAAUCCCUGUAAUUAGCAGCACAACUGAAAUGGCAAUUCAAGCCUCUCCUGUAAAUGUCAGUAAAAUCAGCAACAAUAAAACCGAAGCUUACGAAUCGGUAAAUAUUAACAGCACUGAAGGCAGCAGCAGAAACAUAAACAACAACGAAAACUUAGCAUACGAGGUAGAUAAUACCAGUAACGACGUCAUCGUAGCCACAACCAACAGGCCAGAGAGUGAGCAGAGAGCAACAGCGUCGUCAGUCGUCGAGGCAAAAGCAGAGGCACCGACACAAACCGAGGCAACAGUCAGUGGAAAAUUGAAUGGCGAGGUGAGCACUACGAGCACAACUCGGCCAGAUAUAUCCGUAACCGGGACGAGUGCAAUUACGGGCACAAGUACGAGUGCGAGUACGUCGACUCUAGCUACGCCUACGCCAACGGAAGUGGCUCAAAUUAGCAAUGAAGUGAAUUUGGAGGCAGUGACAGUGAAGAGUGCAAACGAAAACGGCCAAGACCUGGGUGUCUCAGGCCCAAUAACGGCCGAGAAAACCGAUAACGCGGUCAAUAACAGUGUGGCCAUAACAGAGAGCGAGUCAGCAGCAGGAACAAGCUCCACAACGACAACAACAACCACAACCGGCAGUCCGCUCAAUGACCUCGGUAAACUUAGCCCAGAGCACGAGUCCUCACUGGAAACCAACAACAUAGGGGAGGCGCCCGAAUCCACAACAGCAGCAGCAGCAGCAACAUCUGCCACGGAUGAAAGCACACCAACAGCAGGAACAGCAACAGGUGGUCAACAGGUAAAGGAGCCCCUGCACCAUGAAGGGCAACAGGUGGUCGAAGAGCAGGAUACAGAGCAAGAGCUAACCAAGACCACAAUGGCAGUUGUAACCAGAACCAGUUCGACAACGGAGACGCCCUCGAUCAGUACCAGUACCAGCACUACAAUGCAACCACCGGUGAUAAGUCUCCUGGACGAUAGCACCACUACCACCACUACCACUACGACGACAACCACAGCUGCUCCUGCUACGGAGGAGUAUACAGAUCCUCCAAUAGUGAUCAGCAGCAGCAGCACUGAGAGCAACAUGUUGCCCCUAGAAACUACUACCACCACUCAAUUGCCACCGCCCACCUUUAUGGCUCCUUAUCCCAACGAACUGGAUCACAUGCAGACCAAUGCCCAGGGAAACGGCACGGAUGUCAAUGUAAUCAUAGCCAUCACAGUCAGCGUGAUUGGCGUAGUGGCCCUCAUCCUGCUGGUGGCCUUCCUUUAUUUGAUGAGAAAGCGACAGAAGCAGACUUCCUAUGGCCAGCGCUGUCGUCCGGUUAGCCUGGAUGCCUACUCCCUGGACAAUGUCUCAGUGCUGGGCAGCGUGCGAAGGAAGGGCAGGGAUGUGAGAGCCUCUAAGAGAACCUAUGGCAAUGCUGCCUUUGAUGAUCCUUCGCUAAGGCAUAAUCUUUUGAAUGCCAGUGAGCUGGCCCGCUUUGUGGAGAGGCGAUCCGAUGUCUUUGAGGAGUUCAGGGAUGUGCCACAGAUCAUAGCCAGAGCGGAUGAGGUGCCACCGGGCUGUGAGGAUAAGAAUCGCUACGCCAACGUGAUUCCGCUUCCUGAGACGCGUGUGGUGCUCCAGCGGCAAGGCGACGAUGACAAAACGGAAUACAUUAAUGCCAAUUAUGUGCGGGGCCCACGAGAUGCGCCCAAUUACUACAUAGCCUGCCAGGCGCCGCUGGAGAGCACGACGAGCGAUUUCUGGCGCAUGAUCUGGGAGCAGCAGUCGCGCGUGAUCAUCCAGGCGACGGAUCUCAGCGAGAAUGGAAUCGAGAAGUGCGCCGAAUACCUGCCGCCAUCGGCCACGCUGGAUAAUCACAGCAGCUACGGCGAUUACCAGGUGACACUGAAGCAUCGCGAGGUGAAGGAUAGAUAUGCCAUAUCCACGCUGGUUUUGAAGCGUGUAGAUGGAGAGGAGAGCCGCGAGCUCACCCACUACUGGUACAAGUGGCCCGAGGCGGGAGUGCCCGCCGAAGAGGCACCCAUCAUAGCCAUGCUUCUAGAGGCAAGAUCCUCUCUCAAGUCUUACUGCCUAGAGCAGGCCAAUGAGCUGAGGGAGAAAUCGGCGACGCUGGAGACAUCGCUGGAUGCAGAUGGCGGCGGUGGUACCAAAUCAGAGGCGGGCAGCACGUCCAGCAAUGAGAUUAAUGGAAACAUUUCCAGCAGGAGUGCAGCCAGAAACCAGCAAGGACCGCUAACCGUUCACUGUUCUCCAGGCACGGGACGUACCGGCACCAUUAUUGCCUCAGACAUGGCCAUUCGUAGUCUGGAGACCCCAAAGCGUUCGGUGGACAUACCACAGCUGGUGUACUACGUCCGUAGGGGACGGGCCAGUGCAGUCCAGACCAAGGAGCAGUAUGAAUUUAUCUACAAGGUGGCCAGCAUGUAUGCGGCCAAGAUCACAAAUCUGUCCAACGAUAACUGAAGAACCAAGCCCAGAAUCGAGUGGAAAGCGAGCUGAUCCCCAAGCAGGGAUCACGUUAUCAGUAGCAAAAAGUAGCUGUUUUAUAUACGAAAUAUUAGUGUAACUUAGUAUUAUGCUCUGAUUUAAAAGUCGUUAUAUUUGUCGGGCUUUAAAAAAAAUAUCAUUUAAAAUGUAUGUAUUCCUUUAUUAUUGUGAUAUAAUCGUACAUUCUUAUAUCUCUCGAUAAUCUGUUGCAUAUUUAUAAUGUCAAUUUAUGUUUGUUUUGUUUUCUGCACUCGGCGCCAUGGCGGAACAAUUGAGAAAUAUUUGGAGCUCUCCAUUUAUGUUUUAAGAAAGUCAAAUAUGUAAUCCAACUAUGUAAAUGUAUCUAUUUUAAACGAGCUUUAAUGUACGUAAGUUAAUUUUAAGUAUACACACACCGAGCUGUACUGUACUCAUUCAUAUUAUUGUGAAAUAUAGAAAAAAAGAAGAAAAUCUAUUCAGCA
Messenger RNA from Drosophila kikkawai, 5619 nucleotides. RefSeq lists its product as uncharacterized. Gene Ontology annotation, biological process: signal transduction; peptidyl-tyrosine dephosphorylation. Gene Ontology annotation, cellular component: plasma membrane; cytosol; cell junction. Gene Ontology annotation, molecular function: protein kinase binding; protein tyrosine phosphatase activity. NCBI's taxonomy places the organism in Eukaryota, Metazoa, Arthropoda, Insecta, Diptera, Drosophilidae. The record is from RefSeq and is a predicted model, not a curated record.